GCUGGGCUGGCGAGCUUGGCUGCUACAGGUCCCGCGACCGAGUCUGCGAGGCUCCCUGGCUCCGGGCGGAGGCGGGAGGCUCGCGACUGAGGCACUCGGCGAUGGUGGGCGUCCCUGGAGCGGCCGCCUUCCAGCUUGGUUCUGAGAAAAGGUUGCCAGCAAUGCCUGGAUCUCCUGUGGAAGUGAAGAUACAGUCAAGGUCCUCACCUCCCACCAUGCCACCCCUGCCACCAAUAAAUCCCGGAGGACCCAGGCCAGUGUCAUUUACUCCUACAGCAUUAAGCAAUGGCACCAACCAUUCUCCUCCUACCCUGAAUGGUGCCCCGUCACCACCACAGAGAUUCAGCAAUGGUCCUGCCUCUUCCACGUCAUCUGCACUAACAAAUCAACAGUUGCCAGCCACUUGUGGUGCUCGGCAGCUCAGCAAGUUAAAACGCUUUCUCACCACUCUGCAACAGUUUGGCAAUGACAUCUCACCUGAGAUUGGGGAGAAGGUUCGGACUCUUGUUCUAGCACUGGUGAACUCAACAGUAACAAUUGAAGAAUUCCAUUGCAAGCUCCAAGAAGCUACAAACUUCCCUCUUCGUCCUUUUGUGAUUCCAUUCCUCAAGGCCAACCUGCCCCUGCUGCAGCGGGAACUGCUGCACUGUGCUCGGGCCGCCAAGCAGACCCCAUCCCAGUACUUGGCUCAGCAUGAACACCUUUUGCUCAACACAAGUAUCGCAUCACCUGCUGACUCUUCUGAGCUACUCAUGGAAGUACAUGGAAAUGGAAAGAGGCCCAGUCCAGAAAGGAGGGAAGACAGCAGUUUUGAAAGAGAUACAAUUCCUCCUGAGCCUCCUGCCAAGAGAGUAUGCACAAUCAGCCCUGCUCCUCGGCACAGUCCUGCCCUCACUGUGCCCCUUAUGAAUCCUGGGGGCCAGUUCCAUCCUACACCUCCACCCCUUCAGCACUACACCUUAGAAGAUAUUGCAACUUCCCACCUGUAUCGUGAACCCAACAAGAUGCUAGAACACCGAGAAGUUCGUGAUAGACACCACAAUCUUAGUCUGAAUGGAGGCUACCAGGAUGAGUUGGUAGACCAUCGUUUGACAGAAAGGGAAUGGGCUGAUGAAUGGAAACACCUCGAUCAUGCCCUGAACUGCAUUAUGGAAAUGGUAGAAAAGACAAGGCGCUCCAUGGCAGUUCUGCGGCGCUGUCAGGAAUCUGAUCGCGAAGAGCUCAACUACUGGAAAAGACGAUACAAUGAAAAUACAGAGAUGAGGAAAACGGGGGGCGAACUGGUCUCCAGGCAGCACAGUCCCGGGAGCGCAGAUUCUCUCAGCAGUGAUUCUCAGCGGGAAUUCAACAGUAGGCCAGCAACAGGAUAUGUACCUGUGGAGUUUUGGAAAAAAACUGAAGAAGCUGUGAAUAAAGUGAAAAUCCAGGCCAUGUCAGAGGUGCAGAAAGCUGUUGCUGAGGCCGAGCAAAAAGCCUUUGAGGUGAUUGCAACAGAGCGAGCUCGGAUGGAGCAAACCAUAGCAGAUGUCAAACGGCAGGCCGCAGAGGACGCCUUUCUUGUCAUAAACGAGCAGGAGGAGUCAACGGAGAACUGCUGGAACUGUGGCCGCAAAGCAAGCGAAACCUGCAGCGGCUGCAAUAUUGCACGAUACUGCGGCUCUUUCUGCCAGCAUAAGGACUGGGAGCGGCACCACCGCCUCUGUGGCCAGAACCUGCAUGGCCAGAGCCCCCACAGCCAGAGCCGGCCACUGCUUCCUGGAGGGAGGUCAGCCCGGUCCGCUGAUUGCAGUGUGCCAAGCCCAGCCCUGGACAAGACCUCAGCAACCACCUCGCGCUCCUCGACACCUGCCUCUGUGACAGCCAUCGACACCAACGGACUCUGAGCCCCAGGCUCACUUCCUCCGAUGACCUCACAGAGCAAGGGCUGGACCAGGGUCAUCAGCAAGAAGUGAAGUAGAGGCAGAAAGAACCCAAGUCCAGCAAACACUGCUCCACAGCCUCUCUAGACACUUGCCCCAGUUUCGUAUCUGUGUCCCUGGGGGAACUAGUGUGCUGUACUCUCUGCACACAGGCAGCUGGCUGGAGCUGCCACUUCCGUGGCUUUCUGGUUUGUUCCUCUCCCAGCAGGAGCUGGUGUGGCCAGCCCCCUUCCAGUGUAGACCACCAGCUCCCCUCCCUGCCUCUUGAGGCAGCAGACUGUCGAAUGUGCCCAGCCAGGCUGGAGGUAGCUCACCCCACACACUGUUUCCUACUCCACUAUCCUCCUGCAGCAGAGGCCCAGAGUCUGACAGCAGGCCGUGGAGAGGGUCCUUCUGACAAGAGUGGCCCCUCUCACCCCCAACAGCUUGAUGAGCCCCAUUUCCACCCUCAGCAGAUGCCACUGAUUGGCCCCACGGGGACUUUGGGGAGGCAAAAAGCAGCACUCAGGACUCUCUUGACCCUGCUGUUCAAACUUGUUAAGAUUCUCAGAAACCACAGGAAUGUCACCAUUUCAGUAAAAGCACCCAUAUCAAUAAAAAAUAAAUAAAACUUCCA
This is a messenger RNA of Miniopterus natalensis, 2535 nucleotides long. It is a transcript of the gene CBFA2T2, whose product is annotated as CBFA2/RUNX1 partner transcriptional co-repressor 2. NCBI's taxonomy places the organism in Eukaryota, Metazoa, Chordata, Mammalia, Chiroptera, Miniopteridae. Gene Ontology annotation, biological process: negative regulation of DNA-templated transcription; DNA-templated transcription. Gene Ontology annotation, cellular component: nucleus. Gene Ontology annotation, molecular function: transcription corepressor activity. The record is from RefSeq and is a predicted model, not a curated record.